Messenger RNA from Xiphophorus couchianus (Monterrey platyfish), 1184 nucleotides. RefSeq lists its product as uncharacterized. The transcript is spliced from 8 exons. Lineage: Eukaryota; Metazoa; Chordata; Actinopteri; Cyprinodontiformes; Poeciliidae. The coding region runs from base 125 to 1066 and encodes 313 amino acids. The record is from RefSeq and is a predicted model, not a curated record.
GCAUGAAACAGAGAAGCACAGCAGCAUCUUCGAGCGCCUUGUCGGAACGUUUGGUCUUGCGUCGGCCUCCUCUUCCCUUCAUUCUGUUAACUUUAGAGGAAAAAGCAGUUCUGGCAUCUGAAGGAUGCGAGCAAAAACCAUAAUUCCAGUUCUGGUUUCACUGCUGCUCCACCAGUCGAGGGCUGAUCAAGUGUGUGUCAACAUCUCUGAGUAUAAUCUGAACGUCACGGUGCCUUAUGGCCACAUGACUGAGAAGAGGACUGGCGAAGGUGCUGAAUGUGAGAACGAUGAAGAAGAAUGUUUCUUUCAAUGCGUACCAACCAAUGAGACGUGGUUCCAUGGAUCAUUUGGCUGCUUAAACUGUUCAGUGACAAAUGGAAGUUAUAACAUCACUGUGUAUACCAUCCAUGGAAACAUCUUGAACACUGUCUGCUACCACGCUCACUGCAGGGAAGACUCCAUCCUGCCACUAAUUCACAGAUUGAAAGAAAUUGACGACGCCCAGAAGGAACUGGGGGAACUCCUGUACAUAAGAGAUUCAUGUCCGAGUCUCUUCAGAACCAGUUAUGAUAUUAAGAAGGUGUAUGUAAUACUGGAGAAGCAAAUAAUUCAUGAAAUUAUGAAUAUGACUGAGUUUGAGGGUGGCAGCUCCAAGACCUACAACCUGAAGUACUUGUCUGUGAAUGUUUCCAAAAUCAGUGACACAGUCCUCAACGUUUCAGAAGACAUGAUCCCAAUGAAAGCUCCUCAGUUAUGGCCCAACAACGACUUGUCUGUCCCUGAGGUUUGGAUCCCAGUGAACGCACUGAAACACAUCCCACAAGAGCAGCGAGUUAUCGGCCUGGUCAGCUACACGGACCCCAGCCAGUUCCAGUUUAGCACGGAGGAUUUCCGCUCCAUGGUUCUCAGGAUAGAGACGUUAGGCGAGUCUCGCCUUCAGAAUCUCAAGCCGCCAAUCAGAAUGAUUUUCAGGGUUGUGAAACCAGAAGGGAAUGUCUCCCAGUUACAGUGUCGCUACUUUGAUGAAGACCACAGGAAGCCUGUAAAAGGUAUGACCAACUUUUGACAAGCUGGUGUUCCAGAUACAUUCUAACAACAGCUACUGGUUAAUUAACAAAAGAAUCAUCUUUAGUAAUAACCACUUACAGUCGGUGGAAAACAGGAGUAUCUAAAAAAAACUCUCU